GUCAGUUUCAGUGAUAAUUCUAAUUUAAAAUCAAAAUAAUAAUGAUAUUAUUAUCAAUUAAUUAUUAUUAGUAUUUUUUAAAUAAAUUUCGCGUUAAACUAUCAGUUAAAUAAUUAAAUCUGUCAAUUUCAUCAAAGAUGUGGAUUACACUAACUCCAAGGCUAAAAAAAGGCUUAGAAAUAGUAGAACAGUUGGAAAGUACAAAAUUCCGUCAGCUGGCAAGCCAUAUCUGUCAAGGACUCCACUCAGGAAGUGACAAAAUUUUCAGCGAAGAUGAAGAGGAAAAACUUACGCUGUCUCUCAACUUAAAAAAAGAAAAUCUGAGUUUAUUGCUUGACACAAUAACUUUUGUUUACACUCAAGCCGGGUUCAGCAUGGUCGAGUCAGCUGAGAUGGAAAGUUUUAUGAAAUCAUGUUUUGGAAUUUCCGACGACAAAAUCUCGAUAUUUGUCAACACUUGGACAACUUAUUCCCAGCAAAUAAUUCAAGUGUUGCGUCGUAAAUCUGUAUUUCCUAAUCAAGUCCACGAUAUCAAUUGGAGUUUCAAUAUCCAAGCAUCUUCUCCAGCCCACGCUGCUGAUAAUAAACCAGUCCUAUUAUUGCAAUUAAACACCACCGGAGAAUCAAAACCUCUUACAGUAGAAAUGGACAAGUCAAGCUUAUCAGACUUGUACGAAAAUUUAGAAAAAAUUCAACGCCAGCUCGACGCUCUCAAUUAAUCGUGCACUUCCACCACCAGUCAGCAGCAGAAAUAGUCUUGAGCCGAUGCGAUGACAGUCGCUUUCGUUUAUAGUAAUGAUUUAUCAUUGAUACCUGGUUCGAGGAGGCUC
Cotesia glomerata is the source of this 830-nucleotide messenger RNA. RefSeq names its product COMM domain-containing protein 10-like (gene Vlet). NCBI's taxonomy places the organism in Eukaryota, Metazoa, Arthropoda, Insecta, Hymenoptera, Braconidae. Bases 138 to 719 code for a protein of 193 amino acids. The record is from RefSeq and is a predicted model, not a curated record. The transcript has 4 exons.